Molecule: messenger RNA, 1530 nt
Organism: Lobosporangium transversale
Lineage: Eukaryota; Fungi; Mortierellomycota; Mortierellomycetes; Mortierellales; Mortierellaceae
Product: Sodium/hydrogen exchanger
Exons: 8
Coding region: 103-1530 (475 amino acids)
Biological process (GO): proton transmembrane transport
Cellular component (GO): membrane
Molecular function (GO): antiporter activity
Source: RefSeq, a predicted model, not a curated record
CAGCUUUCUAUUUCUCUUCCUCUCUUUACCCAUUCAUUCCCACAUUCAUUCUCAUCCUUUUUCAUACACAUUCAUUUUUAUUUUUCCUCCAGCUAAUACAAGAUGGCUCCCACCAAUAGCACUGGUGAUGAGAAGUCGCACGCUGGUGGCAAUAUCCUCAAUGGACAGAACCCUAUCCGAUUUGAUCUAGCCGAUCCCCUGCCACUUUUUAUCGUACAAACCGUCAUCAUCCUAUCGUUAUGCUAUGCGGUCAACCUGUUGAUGUAUCGCUUACGCCAGCCCAAGGUCGUCUCUGAGGUUUUAUCAGGAAUCAUUCUAGGCCCGUCCAUCCUUGGUCAGAUCCCAGGCUUCAAUGACCUGAUCUUCCCUAGUGAAUCUAUUCCUUUUCUCAACCUAGUAUCCAAUCUAGGCCUGGUUUUGUUCCUCUUCUUGGUUGGGUUGGAGCUCGAUCCUAAACUGAUCCUCAAGCGUGCGAAGUAUGCGUUAGGCAUUUCCAUUGCAGGCCUAGUACUCCCUUUUAUCUUCUCCUGCGGCGCAGCUAUUCUACUUUACAGGCAGUUUGAACAACCCACAGAGACAAGGCCAUCUCCUUCAUUUGGAACGUUUUUCUUGGCCAGUGGAAUGGCGAUGAGCUUGACAGCGUUCCCGAUAUUAGCACGUAUCCUUGCAGAAAUGCAGCUGAUGAGCACAACAGUUGGAUUUAUCACCGUCUGCUCAGCAGCAGCAGUAGAUAUAUUUGCCUGGGUCCUUGUUGCCCUAUUAGUCAGUCUGUUCAAUUCAACUACGCCUAUCAUGCCACUCUAUGUUGUGCUAAUGUCCAUCGGAUGGUGUGUUAUCCUUGUUUACAUCGUUCGCCCAAUUUUGAUGUCGUUGGUGCGCCUAACCCAUUCUGAGGAAGAACCAUCACAAAAGAUGAUUGUCAUCACAUUAGUUGUUGUCCUCACAAGCUCAUUCGCCACUCAUAUCAUCGGAGUCCACUCCAUCAUGGGAGGGUUCCUCGUUGGCCUAUUGAUUCCACAUGAUUCCGGCUUUGCAGAAGGCUUGACGCGCCGCAUCGAGGAUCUUGUGGGGGUUUAUUUCUUGCCUAUUUUUUUCGCAUGCUCCGGCUUAAAGACGGAGGUGGGCCUAUUGGAUAACGGCCUUACCUGGGGAUAUGUGAUCAUGGUUACCUUGAUUGCAUUUGUUGGUAAGAUGCUUGGCUGUAUAUCCGCAGCGAAGGUCAAUGGUAUGACAUGGAGAGAAGCGCUUUCGAUUGGGUUUCUGAUGAACUGCAAAGGACUAGUCGAGUACAUCGUCCUUAACCUCGCGCACGACGCUGGUGUGCUUAGCGACAGAGUGUUUGUCAUUAUGAUUGCCAUGUGCCUCUUAUUGACUAUGAUCGCAACCCCUUUAGUCAGCUAUCUGUACCCGGUCUCUUACCAAAAGGCUCUGGAAGCCAAGAGAGAAGCAGAGCGGAAGCUCAAAGGGGUUCGGCAUCAGUCGAUGAAUCUCCUUCAAGUUCCCAAAAGAGAGGCUUCCUAUCCGCUUUAG